AUGUCUUGCAAAGUAUGGUAUGUUUUCUCUCACGUUUGGUUGGCUGCAACGUUUGCCGUAAUUGUUGCAGCUCUAUCACUCAGCUCUUCCUCCUCCGAAGAGGUCGUUUGUAUUGUGACAGCUGCAUUGCGUGGUCAAGUUUCCGAUAUAGUCUUUGAUGGAGCUCUGGUUGCCAAUGUGCUUAUACUCGUCUGCUACGGCUUAUUUUUGCGAGGUGUGAGAAGAAUAACCAUAAAAAGAAAAAAUAUGACUGUAUAUCGACCAUUGAUAUUGAUAAGCAUAUCCGUGAUUCUUGGUUGGAUUACCAUCAUAAGCUUCGGGGUUAUUUCGAUGCUUAUACGACUCGAUAUCAAUAAUUUGGAUGUAGUCUUGGUUGCCGGUUUACCAAUAAACUUAUCAAUGGCAGGAAACUUUUUUGUUUAUUAUGCUGUCAGCAAGCAGUAUCGUAAAUUGUUUGACGCCCAUCUGCGCAUUCGCGCUGUCAAGAAUUUUCUCGGAUUGAGGGAAGCAAAACCUCAAAAAGGAACGUUGUUUGUUACAAAUUUUCAGCGAUGA
Molecule: messenger RNA, 555 nt
Organism: Cylicocyclus nassatus
Lineage: Eukaryota; Metazoa; Nematoda; Chromadorea; Rhabditida; Strongylidae
Source: the annotation of a GenBank genome assembly